AAUUGUCAUCCUGUGGUAGCCUCCUACUCCACAUCUUUCCUCGAUCUGCUGGCUGCUUCCUUGCUCGCUGUCACCGCAGACUUUUCUUCGUCUUCCUCCUCGGUCCAGCUUCUUGCUCUGGAUCCGCGUCUCGGAAGAAAAACCCCACCGAGUGAUGCUGAUCGAUCAGCUUGUGAUUUGCGACGAGGAGUAGAUGGAGAGACGAGGAAGCUUCGGCCCGUUCUGAGGACAUUAGGAGGCGUCGAGCUCCUCGGCGACGAUGCAGAGCGAGCAGGUGAAGAUGCGGUUCGGGCGGUGCCCCUACUGCCGCGCCAUGAUCUACCAGGACCCCAGCGCCGUCAUCUACUACUGCAGCAAGUGCCGCACGCCCAUCCGGGGCAAGAACCCGGAGCCGGCCGACGACACCGACUACGCGCUCGCGCAGCUCGAGAUCCUCUCCUUCGACACCAUGUCCACCUUCUCCGACGACACGGACCUCACCAGCUCCACCGCCGAGCUCGACCUGACGACCAGCACCCGGGACAACGGGGUCGCCGCCUCCUCAUCCUCCGCGUACAGGCCUUACAGGAGCGCGAUCAGAACCGGUCCGAGGAGCGGCGAUCUUGACAGGUACGGCGAACCCGCUGAGGCUCGGGGAACCGGAUCGUCCCCGAUGCACAGCCGCGUCAGCGAGCUCCGGCCGGCCUCGCGGAGGACCAGGCGGCCCGCCAGCGCCGACCUCGACGACCACGGAUCCGGCGGCGACUUCGACGUGCCGAGGACCAAGUCGGCAUCGUGCUACGGGCGCCGGGCGUCCCCGCUCAGCUCGCAGGAACUCGACGCUGCGGUGAUGGGUUUGCCAGGCGAUGCGCGCGGAAACGGACCGGCCUCCGCCGCCGCCGCCGCUGCUGCUGCCGCCAGAUCGCCGCUGGGCGACCCCGCGUUCCAGCAGGACCUCCUGCAGGCGCUGGAGAGCCUCCGCAAGCUCAUCGUCGCCGUCGAGGAGCCUCUCAGGGUCGACGCGCCCCGGCUCGACCUCGCCGCGGGCGCGCCUCCUCCCAAGACCGCGCCUUACAGCAACGGCGCCCCGCAGAAGGUCACGCGGCGCGACUCCCGCAUCCUGCGCCGCCUCGAGUCGCAGCUCGCGCACGCGUUGCCCGAGGAGGACAAGGUCCGGCGCCACGACAAGGCCGCCAGCUCCCCUUCAUUAAUGCCGUCGGCAUCGGCGUCAUCAGCAUCGAGCAGCCGGCGCGGGGCGUCGUCGAGGCAGCUGAUCUGCCGCCCGAUCCUGGGCGGCACGCCGUUCGUCGCCUGCGACAAGUGCGAGGAGAUGCUGCAGCUGCCGGCGGCGCUGUCCGUGGACAGGCUCGCCAGGCUGCAGUGCGGCGGCUGCGGAGAAACGCUCGCGGUGACGCUGCCGGCGAGGCGCGCUGGCAGCUCGACGGACCGGCCGAGGAAGAUAUUUUCCGCGCCGCAGCCAACUGGUUUUGGCGCCGACGAUGCGGACGAGCAGCACACGCGCGCGGCUGCGAGGAGCCGCCUGAGCGGCGAGCAGCUGCGGCAGGGGCCCGUCGAAGGGCCGCUCCACCGCAUGCUCGGGUACAGCUCGGUUAGCUCGGUUCUCCGGAGCCGGCGGUACGACGAGGACAUCUGAGCCUUUCUCCUUCUCAUGGCGCGGAAAGACGCAAUUGAAUUUGUGAAGAUUCACAAUCAUUCUUCAUUUUUUAUUGUGUACGAAAUGUGAUUUUUUGGGGUUUUGCUGGAGAUGAAUACCUAUUUCAUUCAUCAAAAUGCUGUACAUUGCCUAUUUUAUUUAGUGUACAAACAAAGAUGAAC
Molecule: messenger RNA, 1815 nt
Organism: Lolium rigidum
Lineage: Eukaryota; Viridiplantae; Streptophyta; Magnoliopsida; Poales; Poaceae
Exons: 2
Coding region: 260-1633 (457 amino acids)
Biological process (GO): regulation of defense response to fungus
Source: RefSeq, a predicted model, not a curated record